CGAGCAACAAUACUCUUCUGGUUAAAGCAAAACAAUGUACUGCGAAUUGGUUAUUAUCUUGGUGUUAAUAGCGGGAUGUAUGCCCCAGCAAGUGGUGCAGAAAUUCGAUCCAAUACCCGAGCGGGAUCACUACCACAGGUCUAACCUGCUGCUCCUGAGGGCGAAACAAAAUGCCGAUAACGAGGAGGAGCAGCACUCCAAAUUUUGGAUCGACUCUGCUCAACAAACCCUUAGUAAAAAAUUAAACCAAAUGAACCCCGAAAUGAAAGCAAAAAAUGUGAUCUUCUUCAUCGGCGAUGGUAUGUCCCCGCAGACGGUGGCCGCCACACGAGUCUAUCUGGGCGAUGAGAAUGAGUACCUAUCGUUUGAGAGGUUUCCAUAUCUUGGCCAGGUGAAAACAUACUGUGUUAAUCGACAAGUGCCGGAUUCCGCCUGCACCGGUACGGCGUACUUCUCCGGGGUGAAGAUCAACUACGGAAUGCUGAAUGUGGUUGCCUCGGUUCCAAGGUACACUUGCGAGUAUGAGCGGAACAACAGCACUGAGUUCGUUGGGUUGAUGAAGUGGGCGCAGGAUGCUGGAAAGGCUACCGGGAUUGUGACGACGACUCGGGUGACGCACGCAUCGCCAGCCGCAAGUUAUGCCCAAAGUGCCAACCGUGGUUGGGAAAGUGAUGCCGAAGUGGUUGAGGAUAAGUGCGAUCCGGAGAAGACUGUGGAUAUCGCACGGCAGUUGGUCUACAAUGAGGUAUCGAAGAAUUUCAAAGUGGUUCUUGGGGGCGGAAGAAGAUGUAUGUUGCCGAAGGAAGUUAAGGAUGAAGAAGGCUCUAGAGGCUAUCGUCUGGAUGGGAGAAAUUUGAUACAGGAGUGGACGGAGCUGCACGAAGAGAUGGGAGAGUCGGCGUACGUUUGGAACAGGAAAGAACUUCUGUCGAUCGACGCUAACAAAACGGACUUUCUGCUGGGUCUGUUUGAGUCAAGUCAUUUGAUGUACAAUCUGGAGGUUCAUAAGAAGAACGCUCAGGAUAUGGAACCAACUCUAGCCGAAAUGACAGAAGCUGCUAUUAAAGUGUUGCGAAAAAACAAAGAAGGUUUCGUGCUGUUCGUGGAAGGUGGAUCGAUUGAUCUGGCACAUCAUUCGACAUACGCUCGAAUAGCUUUGGACGAAACGGCUGAAUACUCCCGGGCAAUAGAAGUUGCUCGUAAGCUCACCAGCGAAGAUGACACCCUCAUCGUUGUGAGCUCGGAUCAUAGUCACACGAUGACAUACAAUGGUUACACGAAACGAGGUCAGGACGUGUUGGGAAUUGCGGAUACCAGCGAAAUAGAUGGUCUUCCGUACACUACCCUAAGCUACGCCAAUGGUAAGGGUUACCACGAAACCUAUGAUCCAGCAAACCUGGCGGAACGUUUGGACAUCUCUGAGUACGACUUCACCUAUUACAAGCAACGCUACCCGGGAACAGUUCCGUUGAGCUCGGAAACCCAUGGAGGCGAGGAUGUGAAUGUGUACGCCUCUGGACCGAUGGCACACAUUUUCGUUGGAAAUUACGAACAAACCACGCUGCCCUAUCUGAUGGCAUAUGCUGCCGAAAUAGGAGAGUAUAUCAAUAAUCCAGACGACAAAGAUGAUGACACCGGUGCAGCUCAUGCGUUGUUAUUAUCAUUACCAACAUUGAUGUUUGCGAUGGUAGGAACACUCAUCCUGAGUGUAAUUUAACGGUAACAUAAUAAAAAUCUACCAAAGCAUAUGCCUCGUGUGUACGUUGACAAA
Toxorhynchites rutilus septentrionalis is the source of this 1771-nucleotide messenger RNA. Its product is annotated as membrane-bound alkaline phosphatase-like. The coding region runs from base 35 to 1717 and encodes 560 amino acids. The record is from RefSeq and is a predicted model, not a curated record. Gene Ontology annotation, biological process: dephosphorylation. The transcript is spliced from 2 exons. Lineage: Eukaryota; Metazoa; Arthropoda; Insecta; Diptera; Culicidae. Gene Ontology annotation, molecular function: alkaline phosphatase activity.